Molecule: messenger RNA, 412 nt
Organism: Symbiodinium pilosum
Lineage: Eukaryota; Dinophyceae; Suessiales; Symbiodiniaceae
Source: the annotation of a GenBank genome assembly
GCAAUUGAAGGAAUGCAUGAAGACGCGCCACCGCAGCGAGCUUUCCGAGUUGAAGUUUGACCUCAUCGCGUCGGGCACGUCUAUCUACAGUGCUGGAUAUCUUCUUCCGCUCAUGCACGCUAUCAGCAAGCCAAGUACUCGCGUGCUUUUGGCGCCAUCCGUUUCGCAGAAGAAAUUCGCCGAUCGAUGGGGCCGGUUUGUGCGGCGUUACUUCCAGCACGCAACGGUAUACCCAGACGACUUCUUGACAUCAGUCCACAGGUCAGGAUGGGCUCCAUUCUGCGAGGGCAGCUGCCCACUGUACCAACUAUCUGGACCUCGAAAAGAACGAUAUCCAGGAGUGGCGCGCGAUGGUUGGCGACUCUUGCCGGGUCCAGCAGCAUGUUCCACAGCCGCGGAAGCAGAAGUGUGA